Molecule: messenger RNA, 668 nt
Organism: Chaetura pelagica (chimney swift)
Lineage: Eukaryota; Metazoa; Chordata; Aves; Apodiformes; Apodidae
Gene: BARX2
Product: BARX homeobox 2
Exons: 4
Coding region: 1-645 (214 amino acids)
Biological process (GO): regulation of DNA-templated transcription
Molecular function (GO): DNA binding; DNA-binding transcription factor activity, RNA polymerase II-specific
Source: RefSeq, a predicted model, not a curated record
AUGGAGCAACAAAGGUCCCCUUCUCUGCGGGCGUAUCCUCUCAUCUCCGUCAUCACCAGGCAGCCCUCCGUGGUGCCCCACUUGGUCCCAGCUGCCACCAGCUCCCGUGUGCUGCCCUCCCAGGGCUCCCCAGGGGCUGCCAGCACCAAGGCCCCGGCCAGCGAGCCCCAGCCCAGCAGCGAGUCCGAGGCGGAGCAGCCGCCGCGCCUGAAGAAGCCGCGCAGGAGCAGGACCAUCUUCACUGAGCUCCAGCUGAUGGGCUUGGAGAAGAAAUUCCAGAAGCAGAAGUAUCUCUCUACCCCCGACAGGCUUGACUUGGCCCAGUCCCUGGGGCUGACUCAGCUCCAGGUGAAGACGUGGUACCAGAACCGUAGGAUGAAGUGGAAGAAAAUGGUACUGAAGGGUGGACAGGAGGCCCCAACAAAGCCCAAGGGUCGUCCAAAGAAAAACUCCAUUCCCACCUCAGAGGAGAUUGAAGCAGAAGAGAAAAUGAACAGCCAGACUCAGAGUCAGGAGCUGCAGGGACCUCAAGCCCCCGAGGAGCCUGAAUUGCCAGAGGAGAAGCCAGAAGUCUCUUUGGAGACAGAGAAGUCUCCAGAACAUAUAGCAGAACCCUCCUCAGAGGAGACGACACCGCUAAGUUAAAAGGGAAAGCAAGAGGGGAAGGG